AAACUGACGAUCAUUCUAGAUCGGUUCGUACUCCAAGGAACUACUCGUCAAGAUGGUUUGCAAACUGGUGCUGAUUUCGAUGCUGGUCUGCCUAGUGGCCGCCGACGUGAGUGAGCUGCACCGUAGACAACCGUCCAAGACGAUCCAGCAGCAGCGCAGACUGGCCCGUCCGGUUCCCCAGCGCAAGCUGCAAGUCCGCAACGCUGACCCCGAGCUGGAAUCCCAGAUUUUCGACACCGUGUACGUGGAGGAUCCGGUGGCGCUUCCGGUGCUGGUUGAAAAUCUGGACUCGGACAGUCCAACCGCCUUCCAGCUGACGGCCGACCAUGCCGACUUCCAGGCCCCGUACCACUACGAAAAGCCUACGGUUGAGAACGACUACGUCGAGCCGGAGCAGCCAACCGAUGACUAUCUGCCGCCGCAUCCCGUCAAGCGACUGGUCAAGUACCGAUUGCGGGCGUAAGGUGGACUGAUCGGGUGGGACUAUUGGUAUCCCGGCAGAGGAGGGCAACAAAAUGUUGGCAACUAAGCAAAAGAAUCUUUGAGAUUUUUAAA
This is a messenger RNA of Culex quinquefasciatus (southern house mosquito), 555 nucleotides long. RefSeq lists its product as uncharacterized. The transcript is spliced from 2 exons. The record is from RefSeq and is a predicted model, not a curated record. The coding region runs from base 53 to 463 and encodes 136 amino acids. Lineage: Eukaryota; Metazoa; Arthropoda; Insecta; Diptera; Culicidae.